AUGUCAGCUGCGAAAAGACCCGCGCCUUCGAAGUCCUCGACAGUGACGAAAGAAGACCAGGACAAAAUCAACAGAUUUGCCAGAUUGAACACAAAACAUGUGGAUAUAUGCAGCGACGUAGCCGAUAAAGACAGAGAGCUAGAAAACUACCAAGAAGCAGCAAGUUCAAUCGAAGAGUUGGAACUAACUAGCGAAGAAGGUGAUGUAAUACCUUACAGAGUUGGAGAUGUUUUCUUUAACUUCACUUUCGCAGAUGCAAACAGUCGGUUGGAAGUGGAAAAGAUAGAAUUAGAAGAGAAGAAAAAAGGAAGACUAGAAGAAAAAAGCGAACUUGAGGCAGAAAUGAAAACAUUGAAGGGUGAAUUGUACUCAAAGUUUGGAGACCAGAUUAAUUUGGACCCUGAAGCCGACUGA
Symsagittifera roscoffensis is the source of this 414-nucleotide messenger RNA. RefSeq names its product prefoldin subunit 4-like. NCBI's taxonomy places the organism in Eukaryota, Metazoa, Xenacoelomorpha, Acoela, Convolutidae. The coding region runs from base 1 to 414 and encodes 137 amino acids. Gene Ontology annotation, cellular component: cytoplasm; prefoldin complex. The transcript has a single exon. The record is from RefSeq and is a predicted model, not a curated record. Gene Ontology annotation, biological process: protein folding.